Molecule: messenger RNA, 2855 nt
Organism: Eubalaena glacialis (North Atlantic right whale)
Lineage: Eukaryota; Metazoa; Chordata; Mammalia; Artiodactyla; Balaenidae
Gene: YWHAB
Product: tyrosine 3-monooxygenase/tryptophan 5-monooxygenase activation protein beta
Exons: 6
Coding region: 208-948 (246 amino acids)
Biological process (GO): signal transduction
Cellular component (GO): cytoplasm
Source: RefSeq, a predicted model, not a curated record
CUCGGGCCAGAGCGGAAGUGGUGACCGGAGCGGAAGUGGAGCCGCCGCCACCGCCGCCGCCGCCGCCGCCGAUUCCGGAGCCGGGGUAGCUGCUGCCGCCGCCGCCACUGCAGCCGCCGCCGGAGGAGUGGGCUUGGAAGGAAGCGGUCACUGCGCCCGGAGCUCCGCUCGCAAGCGUCUUUGCCCCCCUGCAGUCCUCCCACAGGAAUGACCAUGGAUAAAAGUGAGCUGGUACAGAAAGCCAAACUCGCCGAGCAGGCAGAGCGCUACGAUGACAUGGCUGCGGCCAUGAAGGCAGUCACGGAGCAGGGGCACGAGCUCUCCAACGAGGAGAGAAACCUGCUGUCUGUUGCCUACAAGAAUGUGGUCGGUGCCCGCCGUUCUUCCUGGCGUGUCAUCUCCAGCAUCGAACAGAAAACAGAGAGGAACGAGAAGAAGCAGCAGAUGGGCAAAGAGUAUCGUGAGAAGAUCGAGGCAGAGCUGCAGGACAUCUGCAACGAUGUUCUGGAGCUGUUGGACAAAUACCUUAUUCCCAAUGCUACACAACCAGAAAGUAAGGUGUUCUACUUGAAAAUGAAAGGCGAUUAUUUUAGAUAUCUUUCUGAGGUGGCAUCUGGAGAAAAUAAACAAACCACUGUGUCAAACUCCCAGCAGGCUUACCAGGAAGCAUUUGAAAUUAGUAAGAAAGAAAUGCAGCCUACACACCCAAUUCGACUGGGCCUGGCACUUAAUUUCUCCGUCUUUUACUAUGAGAUUCUAAACUCUCCUGAAAAGGCUUGCAGCCUGGCAAAAACGGCAUUUGAUGAAGCGAUUGCUGAAUUGGACACACUGAAUGAAGAGUCUUACAAAGACAGCACCCUGAUCAUGCAGUUGCUUAGGGACAAUCUCACUCUGUGGACGUCCGAAAACCAGGGAGACGAAGGAGAUGCUGGGGAGGGAGAGAACUAAUGUCUGUCGUGCUUCGUGAUCUCUUCAGUGUCACUCUGUACCCUCCACGUAUAUCCCUUUGUGCGAUAAAAAAAAAAAAAAAAAGAAUCGUACGUCGACUUUCAGUUUUUCACAGCCUCAGCCUAGCAAAAAUGGUCCGUGGGAUAAGCAGCUGGUAUUUGUAUCUAAAACUCAGAUUGGUCACAUAAAUGCCACGGCAUUCUGAAGUUUUGAUUUCGAAGAACAUUGACAGGAUUACUGUGUGUUUAAUUUUUUUAAAAAAACUGAACACUGUGAUUAUGGGGUUUUGUAAUUUAGCAGAACUCUUACUGGUAGAAAACAAAAUAGACCUGAAUUAUGUGUAACAUUUUGGAAAGUUUAAUUCAAUUCAAAACAGUCACUGAAAUACAGUUCCAUUGUAAAGUUGUACAGAAAGUUAUAGAGAUUAUAUUGUGACACUGGGACUUGGAGUGAGACACCUCUAGUUUGGCAUUCGAGUUUCAUGGUAAUUCACAGUGAUUCUUCCUGUUCUGUUCAGGGCUUGUAGACACUUGACCCGUUGGGGCUGUUGCCACUCAAAGGUUCAUGACUGCGGAUGGCCACAGUGUCUUCCUCUGAGGACAGUCGAAGCCAGAAAUUAACAUUCUUGGUGGCAGAUAACUGGCUUAUGACACCAUGCAGAGGUCCAGUGCUCACAGACCACACGUGAUUCCAGCCCCUUUCCUACAGCAGCAUGUUACUGAUUGGCAACUUGUGCUUCCAUAGUGGGAUCUGUUUUUCCUGUAACCACGAGCUCAAGAAGGAAAAAAAAAAGCCGUGUAUCUUAUGAAUGGCCUUAUCUGUUUCCUGGGUAACACCUUUAAGAAUAAUGUUCUGCAGAGAUUGCCUUUCACUUGAGGAGUAAGUACUCAGUCUUUGGGUUCUUCCUAGCUCGGGGCUUUAAAAUUUUGAAAUCUAAACAUUCUUUCCCACUGUCCUUUUUGACUAUUGACUUUGGUUUUCUCUUCUCUCUCAAUUUCUGUCCUUCAGCUUCCUUACAUUGUUUUCUUUGUGCAUUCUCUUUCUCUUUGCCUUUUGCUCACAGUUUAGUACUAGAUGAGCAGGGACAGGGGACCUGGAGGGGGUGAGGGAUGUUGAUGAGCACUUGGGUGAGCCGGCCUUGCUUCAGAGAGUUGAAAAGAGCUUCCCGCAUCUCAGCUCUGUCUUCUUCCAGUUCUCACAACGGUGGUUGCUCUUCAGUCACACCAAGAUCUGACUCAAAAAAGUAUUUUUAAAUAUCCAUGGUUUCUCCUUAUAUUGCAGCCAGCCCUGAUGAUGCUUGUUAGCACCUGUCACCAGCUCUCCCAAGUGUACCCAUCCUGUCAAGUUCACAGACACGUUUCAACAAGACCCUGUAAUGCAGGGAAGUUGCAUGAACACUGCGAUGGGGAGAGUUGGGAAUAGCCAGGCCUACCAGUCUCACAGUAUCCCCCCCCCUCCCCUGAACAUUCCCCAUAGCCGUAGUGUCCAUCUGUUUGUCCAUCUGCUGAAAUGAGAAACAUUCAUGCACUGAUUUCAAACAAACCAAAAGGAAAAAAAAGAAAAAAAAAAAUCCCUCUCCUUUCUAGCUGAACAAAAAUGUGCAGUUAAUACUUGGCGCUUGAAAACGCAGUAGUGAGUGUGGAACGAGCCUGUCUGUAUAUCUGGUAGCUCUCUCUUGCUUUGUUUUUCCUCACCAGUAUUCUGCCUCACGUUUGCUUCUGUGAUGGUUAUAUUGCCUAGCAAGCACACCUGUGGUUGUGAAAAUAGUAUAGCAAAAAAGAAAAAACCCCGGUUAUUGAUGUACUCGAUUUGUGUAUGUCUUUUAAACAGUUCUAGUUUCCACCUUACACGGAAUAAUCAGGAAAAGUGUAAAAACUCAAAAAUGAAAUAAAAAAUUUUAUCAGUUA